Electrophorus electricus (electric eel) is the source of this 1650-nucleotide messenger RNA. NCBI's taxonomy places the organism in Eukaryota, Metazoa, Chordata, Actinopteri, Gymnotiformes, Gymnotidae. The record is from RefSeq and is a predicted model, not a curated record.
CAGCGUGUCACAGUGCUCAACUUAAUGUUAAGCAAGCAGACAGCGUUCCUUGGAGCAUUCACUAAGGAUGACAUGGAUUUUGGUGUCCAACUACCUGCUCCUUCUGGGCAUGUGGUACCCUGGAGACUGCUUGGGGGUGGAGUCUGACAUGGAAAGCAGAAACUGGGAGUGGGGGUCUGGUCUGCAGGAGCUUCUGCACAGUUUUCCUGCAGACAGUCCCUUUGUGACAGAGUCGCCUGGAAGGCCAGCCAACUGCACUCAGCGGUUUUGGCUGCCUCCGUCAUCAGCCGUGUGCUGGGAUGACAUCGCAGGGCCAGAGGAGUUUGAGCAGACCCGUCUGCUGGUGCUUCAGAACCGGGCAGCACUGCAUGCUGUGUCCCAGGCUAGUGGCCUAGAGGAAGGUGGAUCUUCCUAUGACCAACAGGCCAGAGAAGGCAUGGAGGGAGUUCGGGCAGAGCACCUCAGCAUUGCACAGACAGUAGACUCUAUACAGAAGGUCUUCUUCAGUUUGGAGGAGAAGAGGAAGCAGGGAGGGGAGCUCUAUACCUACUCCAGUUUAAAGGAGCAGAUUAGAAACACUAUGGACUCCAUAAAUGGCAAGGAACAGAUGGCAGCCCUCCUGGAACAACACCUCUCUAAUCUAGAGAUGACCUUAGACUCCAUGCAACACCGACUAACCAAACUACUGGCAUACUAAAAGGUGUUAAAAUGGAUAAUUCAUGAUACACUUGAGUGCAAUGCAUGCCUAUGAUGAAGCAGAAUUUAACAUAAAAAGCAGGCUUAAAACAGUCUAUAGUGUAUCUUUUUUAGCUAUUGUAUAUUUUUGUCUUUAAUGAUGUUAUCAAGUUUGGCAUUCUUUCAGUUAUUUUUAUUGACCCUGUGUUCCCCUAACACAGUGACAAUAAAAUAUAUUUUCAGGCUCACAGCUUCCAGGCUGUUCCAUAGUGAUCUAACAUACUGCUGUGUUUGACACUUUCAGUAAUGCCCUUAUUUAAAAAAAAGAAAAAAAUGUUUUACCCCAAUCAAUUAACAAGCUUUUCAAUGAUGGAGAAAAAGUGAAAGUAAUCAAAUAAAAUGAAGUUUAAAAAAAAAAUCACAAUUUUUAAAUUUAUUGAAAACAUACCAAUCAUACAGUACACUAUACAAAAUGUCAAACACAUUACAAAUUUCAAGUAAAAACAUUCACAACUUGGAAAUUUAGUGCGUGGCCAGACUACCAAUAGCAUAAAAAACAGCUUUGCUCAGUAAGCAGUUUUCACACCCUACCCUGAAGCACAGCAGCGAAUGCACAUAGGUAUACUAUAAAUGGAAUCCAUAGAAAAUUUGCUAUGAAACUAGAUCUCCAGUUAAUCAGUGCAUAAUUUUGAUUAUUAGACUAACAAAAAAAAACCCGUACAUCUUAUCCAUUUAUUUCACUUGAACAAUGUACGUAUUGACAUUUAUCCACUUUUUUUUCCUCAGCAGGUGUGACAAAAAGUGAGACAGUGUAAUGCCCAUUCAAAGAUACACAGAAACUAUUUUAUGCCCUGGGCAACACUGCUUUCAAGGCAUCUGUGUCUCAGGGAUUUGAGCCAGCUAUUGAUAUGCAUACAAUAAAGGACUGUAUGAGUGAACAAGGAGCUUCUCAAAGAACUUGGGUAAGACAUACAA